Molecule: messenger RNA, 1369 nt
Organism: Physcomitrium patens
Lineage: Eukaryota; Viridiplantae; Streptophyta; Bryopsida; Funariales; Funariaceae
Product: hydroxyacylglutathione hydrolase 2, mitochondrial
Molecular function (GO): hydroxyacylglutathione hydrolase activity
Source: RefSeq, a predicted model, not a curated record
AACCUUCGCCUCGGUGAUUCGGGUGAAGCUUAUUGAUGAGAGGUGGACAGGUGCAUGUUGUGAUUUAGUAUUCCAUAGCGAGCACUGAUGGCGAUGGCGAUGGCGAUCAACUCACUCUCCUCCACCGUGGCUCUCCGUCACCGAUGUCCACACGCUCUUAGCAGCGUCUGGCCAAGGGGCGGUACUAGUAGGGUUCUUCUUGGUGCGCGGACAAACAGCCAAUUCUGGGGUGGCAUCAAGAGGCAGUUCAAUAGUGCAACUAUUACGCAAGCUGCGCUUCAAAUUGAUCUUGUUAAGUGUUUGGUGGACAACUAUGCUUACUUGCUCCAUGAUACAGCCUCCGGCACCACUGGUAUUGUGGACCCUUCUGCUGCUGGGCCUGUUGUUAAGGCUCUGAAAGAAAAAGGCCUGUCCUUGGACUACAUCUUAAACACUCAUCAUCAUUGGGACCACACUGGUGGAAAUGCAGAUUUGAAGAAACAGUAUAAUGCAAAGGUGGUAGGGCCAAGAGCAGACCAAGAACGGAUACCAGGCAUUGACAUUGCUCUUAGAGAUGGCGAGACAUGGAUGUUUGGCGAGCAGCUCAUGCGUGUUCUUGAUACCCCCGGUCAUACUCGAGGGCAUGUUAGCUUCUACUUUGAAAGAAGCAAGUCUUUGUUCACUGGAGACACUCUCUUUUCAAUAGGAUGCGGCCGCUUGUUUGAAGGUUCUCCUGAGCAGAUGUGGAUUUCUUUGUCGAAAUUGACAGCGCUGCCGGAUGACACACUAGUGUACUGUGGUCAUGAAUAUACAAUGUCGAAUGCAAAGUUCGCAUUGACUGUGGAGCCUCAGAAUAUUGCUUUGCAGUCACGAGCUCAGCAAGUGAAGGAGCUUCGUGAUAAGGAUCAACCAACGAUUCCCACCACAUUACGAGAGGAGAAGGAAUUUAACCCUUUUCUGAGACCAUUUAGUGCUGAACUAAGGAAAUCACUCAAUGUGGCGGCUGCUGCAAGUGACAUCGAUGCAUUUGCUGCAGUUCGUGCCGCUAAGGACAGAGCAUAACCAACCUCUAGUAAAUAGCAACGGUAUUUUUUUUGCCUUAGUCAGUAGACUGUCGUUUCCAAGGCAGGAAACCCACAUGGAUUCCAAUGCUCAGAUUCAUGUCAGUUCCCUUUCAAAGUACAAUUCAAGUCCUUCCACCCAUUUCAGUGUUCAUAGGAUGAAACUUGUAUAGUGAUAUUGGGGUAAGUUUGAAUAUUGCUUGUGCCACCAGAGCUUUAUCUAUGUUACAUGGCAAUGUGUUAGUUAAGGCCUCUUGUUUUUCACUCUCUCCUGUUAAUAUUCUAUUGAAACACGAAAAUUAGUAAUAAUGUUGUUGUCAUUUAUAUUA